This is a messenger RNA of Symbiodinium pilosum, 1101 nucleotides long. The record is from the annotation of a GenBank genome assembly. Lineage: Eukaryota; Dinophyceae; Suessiales; Symbiodiniaceae.
AUGCUGCGCUCCUUGGUCGCAAUGCUCUUCCUGCUGCCGGCUGCGGCACGUCCGCGCCGACUGGGCAAGACGCCUUCGUUUGACUCCAGCAGCGCGCGAAGCACCCCGACCAACUUUGCAAUGGUCUCCCGUGUUUACAUCCCUUACAAUGCCUCCUCAAGUGCGCUGGCCUUUGGCAUGGGCGCUGCAGAGCAGGUGGCUUAUGACCAUACGCAGAUGUAUGCCUAUGCGGUGUCCGAGCAGGGCGUGCUGAAUGUUAUCGACUGGCAGAACGUCAGCAACCCGCAGGUGCUGUCUAAUUUGGCCUACGACUUUGCUGGCGCCAAGCUGACAGACAUCGAGAUCUGCUCCUCGCAGGGGGUGAUGUUCGUCGGGGCGGGCGCUGCAGACACCGUGAGUAACGGUCAGGUGCAUGUGCUGUCAACGGUGCAGCGAUCAUCCCCGACCAAGCCCGUGAGCCACGGCACGCUGACUACGGGCCCCUUGCCGGACAUGGUCCUCCCCAACAGCGACUGCACGAAGCUGGCUGUGGCCAAUGAGGGCGAGGGCGAGAUCAUCAGCGACUCGCUCGUGGACCCGGAGGGCACCGUGAUGAUCAUCACCGCCUCCGACUGGACCAACCCCAGCAGUGCCACGACGCAAACCGUGAGCCUCAAUGCCUACAACGACAGCCAGCUGAUGGACAUGGGAGUGCACCUGCCCUUGCCCAAGGGUGCCAUGGAGUAUUUCGACGACCACUCCAAUUGGAAGGAUAGUCUGAACUUCAGCGCUGCCCGGGCAGCUUACACUUCGGCCAUGAACCUCGAGCCCGAGUAUCUCUCCUGGUCUGCGGAUGACACCACCCUCUUUGUGAACCUACAGGAGAACAACGCUGUCGCCGUCAUUGCCGUGCCAGCUUCCGGAAGCCCCACGCUGAGCACCAUUUCUGGGCUUGGGAUGAAGGACCACGGCACUGUGCCCAUCGACAUCAACAAGGGAGAUAAGGCCUGCACCCAAGCCACGUAUGCUGGCCUGAUGACCCUGCGCCAGCCGGAUGCCAUCCAGGCUGUCCAAGUAGAUGGCAAGACCUACGUCAUCACUGCCAACGAGGGCGAUGACAAG